CAGCCGGGCGGCGCAGGUGAGGCCGGCCGCGCCAUGGUGGACCCGGUGGGCUUCGCCGAGGCGUGGAAGGCGCAGUUCCCGGACUCGGAGCCGCCGCGCAUGGAGCUGCGCUCGGUGGGCGAUAUCGAGCAGGAGCUGGAGCGCUGCAAGUCCUCCAUCCGGCGCCUGGAGCAGGAGGUGAACCAGGAGCGCUUCCGCAUGAUCUACCUGCAGACACUGCUGGCCAAGGAGAAGAAGAGCUACGACCGACAGCGCUGGGGCUUCCGGCGCGCGGCGCAGCCCCCCGACGGCGCCGCCGAGCCCCGCGCGCCGCGCCCCCAGCCCGUGCCAGCCGACCCGCCGCCCGCCGACGAGCCCGAGGCCCGGCUCGACGGGGAGGGCUCCCCGGGCAAGGCCAGACCCGCGGCCACGCGCAGGCCCGGGGCCGCCGCUCCCGCGGACCACGACGACCGCGGGCCCCCCACCAGCGUGGCGGUCCUGCGUUCCAAUUUCGAGAGGAUCCGCAAGGGCCCCGUCCAGCCGGCGGCGACGGACGCCGAGAAGCCCUUCUACGUGAAUGUUGAGUUCCACCACGAGCGCGGCCUGGUGAAGGUCAACGACAAAGACGUGUCGGACCGCAUAAGCUCCCUGGGCAGCCAGGCCAUGCAGAUGGAGCGCAAGAAGUCCCAGCAGGGCGCGGGACCCGGCCCUGGGGACCCGCCCAGGCCCUCCUACCGCGGGCGCCUCUCCGAGAGCAGCUGCGGCCUCGACGGCGACUUUGAGGACGCGGAGCUGAACCCGCGCUUCCUGAAGGACAACCUGAUCAACGCCAAUGGCGGCAGCAGGCCCCCCUGGCCGCCCCUGGAAUACCAGCCCUACCAGAGCAUCUAUGUCGGGGGCAUGAUGGUGGAAGGGGAGGGCAAGGGCUCGCUCCAGCGCAGCCAGAGCACCUCGGAGCAGGAGAAGCGCCUUACCUGGCCCCGGAGGUCCUACUCCCCUCGGAGCUUUGAGGACAGCGGAGGCGGCUACACCCCGGACUGCAGUUCCAAUGAGAACCUCACAUCCAGCGAGGAGGACUUCUCCUCGGGCCAGUCCAGCCGCGUGUCCCCGAGCCCCACCACCUACCGCAUGUUCCGGGACAAGAGCCGCUCACCCUCGCAGAACUCCCAGCAAUCCUUCGACAGCAGCAGCCCCCCCACGCCCCAGUGUCAGAAGCGGCACCGGCAGGGCCCGGUGGUCGUGUCCGAGGCCACCAUCGUGGGCGUCCGCAAGACGGGGCAGAUUUGGCCCAGCGAUGGGGACAGCUUGUCCAGCAGGCUGCUUCAAGACGGCGCCUUCCAUGGAGACGCAGAUGCACCAUUUGGGACGCCGCCGGGGUACGGCUGUGCCACGGACCGGGCCGAGGAGCAGCGCCGGCACCAGGAUGGGCUGCCCUACAUGGAUGACUCACCCUCCUCCUCGCCCCACCUCGGCAGCAAGGGCAGGGGCAGCCGGGACGCACCGGAGUCCACCAAAGUGAGUGAGCUGGACUUGGAAAAGGGCUCAGACAUGAGGAAAUGGGUCCUGUCUGGAAUCCUGGCUAGCGAGGAGACUUACCUGAGCCACCUGGAGGCGCUGCUGCUGCCCAUGAAACCUUUGAAGGCUGCUGCCACCACCUCUCAGCCGGUGCUGACGAGCCAGCAGAUCGAGACCAUCUUCUUCAAAGUGCCUGAGCUCUAUGAGAUCCACAAGGAGUUCUACGACGGGCUCCUCCCCCGCCUGCAGCAGUGGAGCCACCAGCAGCGUGUGGGCGACCUCUUCCAGAAGCUGGCCAGCCAGCUGGGUGUGUACCGGGCCUUUGUGGACAACUACGGAGUUGCCAUGGAAACGGCUGAGAAGUGCUGUCAGGCCAACGCUCAGUUUGCAGAAAUCUCUGAGAACCUGAGAGCCAGAAGCACCAAGGAUGCCAAGGACCAAACGACCAAGAACUCUCUGGAAACCCUGCUCUACAAGCCUGUGGACCGGGUCACGAGGAGCACACUGGUCCUGCAUGACUUGCUGAAACAUACCCCCUCUGGCCACCCCGACCACCUGCUGCUGCAAGACGCCCUCCGCAUCUCGCAGAACUUCCUGUCCAGCAUUAACGAGGAGAUCACACCCCGCCGGCAGUCCAUGACCGUGAAGAAGGGAGAGCACCGGCAGCUGCUGAAGGACAGCUUCAUGGUGGAGCUGGUGGAGGGGGCCCGCAAGCUGCGGCACGUCUUCCUCUUCACUGACCUGCUCCUGUGCACCAAGCUCAAGAAGCAGAGCGGAGGCAAAACCCAGCAAUACGACUGCAAAUGGUACAUCCCGCUCACGGAUCUCAGCUUCCAGACAGUAGACGACUCGGAGGCCACACCCAACAUCCCUCUGGUGCUGGAUGAGGAGCUGGAUGCCAUGAAGAUCAAGAUCUCCCAGAUCAAGAGUGACAUCCAGAGAGAGAAGAGAGCAAACAAGGGCAGCAAGGCCAUCGAGAGGCUGCGAAAGAAGCUCUCGGAGCAGGAGUCGCUGCUCUUGCUCAUGUCCCCCAGCAUGGCCUUCCGCGUGCACAGCCGCAACGGCAAGAGUUACACGUUCCUGAUCUCAUCCGACUAUGAGCGGGCCGAGUGGAGGGAGAACAUCCGGGAGCAGCAGAAGAAAUGUUUCAAGAGCUUCUCUCUCACGUCUGUGGAGCUGCAGAUGCUGACCAACUCAUGCGUCAAGCUUCAGACCGUCCACAGCAUCCCGCUGACCAUCAACAAAGAAGAUGAUGAAUCUCCCGGGCUCUACGGGUUCCUGAAUGUCAUCGUCCACUCCGCCACUGGCUUUAAGCAGAGUUCUAGUCUGUACUGCACCCUGGAGGUGGAUUCCUUUGGCUACUUUGUAAAUAAAGCCAAGACACGUGUCUACAGGGAUACGGCUGAGCCCAACUGGAAUGAGGAGUUUGAGAUCGAGCUGGAAGGCUCACAGACCUUGAGGAUACUGUGCUACGAGAAGUGUUACAACAAAAGCAAGAUCACCAAGGAGGACGGCGAGAGUGCAGACAGGAUCAUGGGGAAGGGCCAGGUGCAGCUGGACCCCCAGGCCCUUCAGGACAGAGACUGGCAGCGGACCAUCAUCGCCAUGAAUGGGAUUGAAGUGAAGCUGUCAGUCAAGUUCACCAGCAGAGAGUUCAGCUUGAAAAGGAUGCCUUCCCGAAAACAGACGGGCGUCUUCGGAGUCAAGAUCGCCGUGGUCACCAAGAGGGAGCGCUCCAAGGUGCCCUACAUCGUGCGCCAGUGCGUGGAGGAGAUCGAGCGCCGGGGCAUGGAGGAAGUGGGCAUCUACCGCGUGUCCGGAGUGGCCACCGACAUCCAGGCACUGAAGGCGGCUUUUGACGUCAACAACAAGGACGUGUCGGUGAUGAUGAGCGAGAUGGACGUGAACGCCAUUGCCGGGACGCUGAAGCUCUAUUUCCGAGAGCUGCCUGAGCCCCUCUUUACCGACGAGUUCUACCCCAACUUCGCCGAGGGCAUCGCUCUCUCAGACCCCGUGGCAAAGGAGAGCUGCAUGCUUAACCUGCUGCUGUCACUCCCGGAAGCCAACCUGCUGACAUUCCUCUUCCUUCUGGACCACCUGAAAAGGGUGGCAGAAAAGGAGACAGUGAACAAGAUGUCCCUGCACAACCUCGCCACGGUGUUCGGCCCCACGCUGCUCCGGCCCUCAGACAAGGAGAGCAAGCUCCCCACCAACCCCAGCCAACCCAUCUCCAUGACCGACAGCUGGUCCCUGGAGGUCAUGUCCCAGGUCCAGGUGCUGCUGUACUUCCUGCAACUGGAGGCCGUUCCUGCCCCAGACAGCAAGAGACAGAGCAUCCUCUUCUCCACCGAAGUCUGAAGGCCCAGCUCCACCUCCAAAAUGGCGGCAGAACGGCCUGGGAACCUCCUAGGGAAACGGGCUGUCCACAGAGCAGGAACCGAACCUUCUAGAGGAGUCAUUAGGCCACCCCCCAGGGCCAGGCUGCUGCCAAGAGACAACUACCC
This is a messenger RNA of Lipotes vexillifer (Yangtze River dolphin), 3998 nucleotides long. RefSeq names its product BCR activator of RhoGEF and GTPase (gene BCR). The record is from RefSeq and is a predicted model, not a curated record. Lineage: Eukaryota; Metazoa; Chordata; Mammalia; Artiodactyla; Lipotidae. Bases 34 to 3852 code for a protein of 1272 amino acids. Gene Ontology annotation, molecular function: GTPase activator activity; guanyl-nucleotide exchange factor activity; protein serine/threonine kinase activity. The transcript has 23 exons. Gene Ontology annotation, cellular component: membrane. Gene Ontology annotation, biological process: protein phosphorylation; positive regulation of GTPase activity; intracellular signal transduction.